AUGGAUACUAUAGAUAUAAUGGAUGAAAUAAAUAAUUUCAUCAUUUAUAUACAAAGUCAAUUAAUUUUUCAAAGGAUUUUUCGUCUUGAUAUAAAUUUAUACACACAAAUUUUACAAAGAACAAAUAAUCGAAGAUUUAUUACCGCUUAUGGUUUACUCAAGAAGCAAAUCUCCGAAGAAGGUCAUUUAAUAAAUGUUACUGAUGAACAAAUUAUUAACCUAUCCACAAAUAAAAUAUGGAGAAGUUUAACUCCUAUCGAAAAAAGUGUAUUUCAUACUUAUGCGACUCAAAUUCG
This is a messenger RNA of Dentiscutata heterogama, 296 nucleotides long. The record is from the annotation of a GenBank genome assembly. Lineage: Eukaryota; Fungi; Glomeromycota; Glomeromycetes; Diversisporales; Gigasporaceae.